AUGACCAUCACCAUCGGUUGGAUAGCUGACCGAACACGCCAGCGUGGUCUCUGCAACAUCUUCACCUCCAUCCUUGGAAUUGUCGGAUUUGCUAUUUUAAUAGGCACAAAGACAGCAGGAGCUCGCUAUACCGGAGUAUUCCUGGGCGCCAUGGGCAUAUACCCUGCUAUCGCAAACACGCUGGCGUGGUGCAGCAAUAACACAGAAGGUGUCUAUAAACGCGGAGUGACGAUAGGGAUCGUCAUCGGCUGGGGCAACCUAAACGGAAUCGUGUCAUCCAACAUUUACCGUGGCAAGGAUAAACCCAACUACUACCCAGGUCAUGGCGUCGUGCUGGCAUACCUCGUGCUGUUCCUUUUCGGGGGUUCUUUGGUGCAACAUAUCAUGCUGAAGAUUGAAAACCGGAAGCGUAUCCGUGGAGAGCGAGACCACUGGGUUGAGGGCUUAGAUAGAAGCCAGGUUGACCUAUUAGGCGACAAGAGGCCGGACUUUUUGUACACCGUGUAG
Molecule: messenger RNA, 507 nt
Organism: Monascus purpureus
Lineage: Eukaryota; Fungi; Ascomycota; Eurotiomycetes; Eurotiales; Aspergillaceae
Source: the annotation of a GenBank genome assembly